AUGGCAUCUGACAAGGUCUUCUGGAUGGUGCUCCUUGCCAAGGUGGGCGUCUUCGAAUGGUGGGUGUCUUCCACCGCAAGAUAUCCCGAGGCCUCACCAGCCGAAGACUUCCCGCGCCAGGCCAGAGACUUUUCUGGGGGCUCCCUCUUCGCGUCCGAGAGUUGGAUCGAAGGACAACGCUUCGUUGUGCCUGAGAUCACAACUGGACCAGCCAACCAUGGGAUCCUUGUUGAUCCCAUCCUCCUCAAAACAUGCGUCCCUCUGACGAUUGACGAGGGCGUAUGGCGGCCAACGUGCCCGGUGAUUCAGCGACAACCUCGCAUCGAAAUCCCGGCCGUGGUCAGCAUGAGUGAGGCCGGUUCUCUCUCCCCGGGCGCCACACCUGGGGACCCGCAGUCACCCUCCACCCCCGUCCUCUUCUUCGCCCUGCUCGCCCUCCUCAGUCUCGUCUUCCCUGUCCUCGCCAUAUGGCACACAUUUGCCAAGGCGGACUGCGACCACGAUGGUCAAAGUCGUGACCUUGCCGACAAGGUCAAGGAACAGGAAGCAACCAUUGCCGGCCUGGAGGACCGCCUCCGCGGCACAGAAAUGGUUGAAGAGCAGCUGGCCAAGUGCUCGGCCCAACUGGCCGAGGACAGCAAGGCCAUGGGGCAGAUGCAUGAGCUCGUCGAGAAACAGAAGGCGAUGCUCGAAAAGAAAUCCUCCUUGAUCAAGGAGCAAGAAACCACCAUGGCUCAACAAAUGGAGCUGGUUUCGGAGCAAGCAGCCAAGAUGGCUGAGAAAGACUCCACCAUCGCGGAGCUGCGAGCCGCCAUGGCUCAGCAAACCGCGGUGGUUACGGAGCAAGCGGCCAAGCUGGCCGAGAAAAGCUCCUUGAUCAAGGAGCAGCGAUCUGCCCUGGCGAAGAAGGAGGAGGAGAUCGAGGAGCAGGUGGCCCUCAUGGUGGAGCAAGACUCCACGAUCAAGGAGCAAGAAGCCCUCAUGGUAGGGCAAGGCUCCGAGAUCGAGGAGCUGCGGGAGGUUCUCCGACAGAAGGAGAACGAGCUGAAAGAGGAGGAGGGCGCAACGGCCCGAGUGGAGGAGGAGAGGGAGGCGGAGAGGAAGGCGGCCGCAGAACAUGCGAGCGCGCUGGCCAGCACCAGGGACCGGCUGACGAAACAGCUGGAGGAGGCGAACAAGGAGCUGCGUGCAGCUACCUUUUUCGACAAGGACCUCUCGCGUCGGAGGGAGGAGAUGAUGGUGAAGCUGAACAAGCGGCUUCAUCAGCACACCCGCCACAUCAUCGAGCUCAAGGCGCAGAUCGAGGGGCUCGGCCAGGUCCCCGUCUCUCCACCAGUGGUGGGAGACACGACUCCUGCGCCGGCUCCGACGUCUGAGGAGCCAGAUGCUGCGACUCCGGCGCCGUCGACGCCUGCACCUGCCCCGUCCGCUCCCACGCCUGGCCGUCAGCUGACGGACAGUCGUUGGGCCGAUGCGACGCCUCCGAGUGGGCCUGCCGCAUUGCGUGCAGGUGUGCAAGGACGCGGUCGUGGACGCGGCAGGGGUGGGCAUUGA
Fonsecaea erecta is the source of this 1554-nucleotide messenger RNA. RefSeq lists its product as hypothetical. The transcript has a single exon. Lineage: Eukaryota; Fungi; Ascomycota; Eurotiomycetes; Chaetothyriales; Herpotrichiellaceae. The coding region runs from base 1 to 1554 and encodes 517 amino acids. The record is from RefSeq and is a predicted model, not a curated record.